Triticum dicoccoides is the source of this 719-nucleotide messenger RNA. Its product is annotated as SKP1-like protein 1. Lineage: Eukaryota; Viridiplantae; Streptophyta; Magnoliopsida; Poales; Poaceae. The transcript has 2 exons. The record is from RefSeq and is a predicted model, not a curated record. Gene Ontology annotation, biological process: ubiquitin-dependent protein catabolic process. Bases 59 to 529 code for a protein of 156 amino acids.
GACUCGAUCCUAUCGCCACGCAAAACCCACCCCAAACCCCCGAGAUCCAUCGAUCGAUAUGAAGAUGGUUCGUCUCCGCAGCUCCGACGGCGAGGAGUUCGAGGUGGCGGAGGAGACCAUCGGCGCGGCGUCGGUGAUGAUCAAGGGCAUGCUAGAGGACGACGUCGCCGUCGACGUGAUCCCGCUCCCCAACGUGACCGGCCGCAUCCUCUCCCGCAUCCUCGACUACGUCAACAGGCACUUCUCCGACCCCGUCGGCGUCACCUCGUCCUGCCCCGGCGCCGACGACACCCUCAGGCGGUUCGACGACUCCUUCGUCCAUGUCGAUCAGGACACCCUCUUCGACCUCCUCCUCGCUGCCAAUUUCCUCGACAUGCAGAGCCUGCUCGACCUGACGUGCAAGGCGGUGGCGGACCAGAUCAGCGGCAGGAACCUCGAGGAGAUCCGCAAGAAGUUCAACAUCGUCAACGACUACACCAAGGAUGAGGAGCAGGAGGUCCGCAGGGAGAACUCGUGGGCAUUCAAUUAGAGUACUAUGUUUUGGCUCUCUAUCAUAUGCGCUUUCUCACACUUUAAAGCAAAUCAACGUGGGGUUUCAUGGCUACGUGAAUGUGCAUUCAUAAUCGGAACAAAGUAUAUAUAGGGAAGCACAAGGCGCGUCAGACACAGUGAAUAAAUUCUAUCCAUAUGAGAAACGAAGGUACAAAUGCUAUCCAGAU